AUGGGAAACCCACCAGGAAUGAAUCGCUCCUUCGUUAAGGUUCUGGCAGCUUUGUUUACAUAUUUCAUGGAGACAAACAACUUCAGGGUUGCAGAUGCCAAGGAGCACGAUUCCAGAUCAUCCUCCAACAUGUCUCCAUCAGACUUUCUGGACUCACUCAUGGGUCGCACGUCCGGGUACGAUGCUCGCAUCAGACCCAAUUUUAAAGGUCCACCAGUUAAUGUUACCUGCAACAUAUUUAUCAACAGCUUUGGUUCUAUAGCAGAAACUACAAUGGAUUACAGGGUGAACAUCUUCCUGCGGCAGAAGUGGAAUGACCCUCGGCUGGCGUAUAGCAAAUACCCAGACUCCUCCCUCGACCUGGACCCAUCCAUGCUGGACUCCAUAUGGAAGCCUGACCUCUUCUUUGCCAACGAGAAAGGAGCCAACUUCCAUGAUGUCACCACAGACAACAAGCUGCUGCGGAUCUUCAAGGAUGGGACUGUCCUCUACAGCAUCAGGUUGACCCUCAUUCUGUCCUGCCCGAUGGAUCUGAAGAACUUCCCAAUGGACGUCCAAACCUGCACCAUGCAGCUGGAAAGCUUCGGCUACACCAUGAACGACUUGAUCUUCGAGUGGCUGGAGAAAGGUGCGGUGCAGGUGUCAGACGGGCUCACGCUGCCGCAGUUCAUCAUGAAGGAAGAGAAGGAGCUGGGCUACUGUACAAAACACUACAACACUGGUAAAUUCACCUGUAUAGAAGUUAAGUUCCAUCUGGAGCGACAGAUGGGAUACUACCUGAUCCAGAUGUAUAUUCCGUCCCUCCUCAUCGUCAUCCUCUCGUGGGUGUCUUUUUGGAUCAACAUGGAUGCAGCUCCUGCCAGAGUGGCGCUGGGCAUCACCACUGUGCUUACCAUGACCACCCAGAGCUCCGGCUCCAGAGCUUCUCUUCCAAAGGUCUCUUACGUGAAAGCCAUUGAUAUCUGGAUGGCUGUGUGUCUGCUCUUUGUAUUUGCUGCAUUGCUAGAAUAUGCUGGGGUUAAUUUUGUCUCCAGGCAACAGAAAGAGUUCCUUCGCCUGAGGCGAAGACAAAGGAGGAAUCACAAGGAUGAUGAUAUGCGUGAAGGCCGCUUUAAUUUUGCUGGCUACAAUAUGAGUCAGUGUCUGCCAACAAAGGACGGCUCAGCCGUUAAGAACGCCGCUCCAGCUCCGAACCCUCAACCCUCCGUCCCCAAGGACUUGGACACCAUGAGGAAGAGGUUUGUGGACAGAGCCAAGAGGAUAGACACGAUCUCCAGGGCCGCCUUUCCUCUGGCCUUCCUCAUCUUCAACGUCUUCUACUGGGUCACCUACAAGAUCAUCAGGCAUGAGGACAUCCACAAAAAGUAA
Messenger RNA from Chelmon rostratus (copperband butterflyfish), 1368 nucleotides. It is a transcript of the gene glra2, whose product is annotated as glycine receptor, alpha 2. The record is from RefSeq and is a predicted model, not a curated record. NCBI's taxonomy places the organism in Eukaryota, Metazoa, Chordata, Actinopteri, Chaetodontiformes, Chaetodontidae. Gene Ontology annotation, biological process: chloride transmembrane transport; regulation of membrane potential; nervous system process. Gene Ontology annotation, cellular component: plasma membrane; synapse; neuron projection. Gene Ontology annotation, molecular function: transmitter-gated monoatomic ion channel activity; transmembrane signaling receptor activity; glycine binding. The transcript has 9 exons. The coding region runs from base 1 to 1368 and encodes 455 amino acids.